AUGAAUCCAUCACUCGUAUCACUAGCAAAAGAAUUAAGUCGAAUAUCACCCGAUUUAUUACCAGAAAAAUUUUUGUCAUUAGAGAACUUGUUACAAAAGUCAAAUGAACAAAUUCAAAACGAUCUCAAACAGGAAAUAAUUUCACUUGAAAUCCUUCCCGUAUUAUUACUUACUCUUCGUCAAGAUUUUACAAGAAUCUCAGAUGGAUGGCGCUUAGCAUCAAUGAAUUUCUCUUGUAUGUGCGUUGACAUGGGAUCAUCAAAAAACAAAAAACAAAAUCGUAAUGAAAAUUCAUUAUUCUAUAACAAAUAUAUUCCACAAGGCAUCGACAGCUUUCUUUUACUUGCUCGACAUCUACAAGAUAGAUUAUAUCAAGAAAGAAAAGCUGAUAUGAAAAACACUUAUCUUGUUUAUAUACGAUCUGUUUUAAAUAAUCUACUCGAACUGUUGGCUUAUCAUUCUAAUUUACCAUUAAUUAAACAAGGUAGAAAAAUAAAUGGAACAAGUGUAUUUGGUGAAUUAAGUCCCAAACUUAAACAGGAUUAUGUUAAUGAAAUGGCUUAUAAAUUAACAGUAUUUGAUAACAAUGAUAUUGGUCGAGCAGCAAUUCGAACAUUAUUAAUCGUAUGUGAAACGGAUUCAACUGUUGUUUCAAUAUUAGCUGAAAAAUUCAAAGGACUGCCAACUGCUUUACAACGAUGGCAAGGACGCGGAUUUGGAAUGGAUCUUCAAGAUUUAUUGGCCAUGCUUAGAAAACGUGGUACACCAUACUCAAAAGACACACAAAGGAGUGAUUAUGCAGCUACACGUAUUCAAGCUCUUUGGCGUGGAUAUCUUGUACGAAAAAAGUUAACCAAAGCAAGCAAAUCAUUUCGAAAUUUUCAUAUGAGCUUUAGAAAACGCAAGAUGCGUGAAGCACAGGCCAAAGAACAAGAACGAUAUAGAGCAGAAGUUCAAUAUCAAGCUGUUCGUGAUCAUUUUAGACGGCUACGAGCUUUUAAAUUACAACAAAUGAAAGUAAUUCAAUUAUUACCAGCAUCUGAAGUAGAAAAAUAUCUUGAAACGUCUCGUCUCCAGAGUGCUACAAAAAUUCAAGCGUUUGUACGCGGAAAUUUACAACGAAAAAAAUUUAAUCAAACAGGUCAUCGACAACUAGUUCGUGAACGAGCUGCACGAUUAAUUCAACGUUAUUAUCGUCAAUACCAACAACGACAACAAUAUGAGUUAGAUAAAAGAAUGCAACGUUUAGAAUUUAUUAAACCAACUAUUCUAACCGAAGCGAAACGUGAAGAAUUAUUAGAACAAAUUGAACAAUGGAGACAUGAACGUGCACCAAAAGCGAUGUCAAAUGAAGAAUUUCAUGCAUUACAUAAUCGUACACAAAAUGUUUUAAGUAGUUAUGUGUCAACAAAUCGAGCAUGGAGAAAAGUAGAACAACGGCAACGUUCUGUUUUACUCAUGAUGAACAACGAUACAGAUCUAUUAAUGACAAGUUUUCCAAAAAUACAAAAUUUAUUAAAAUCAGACACACCAUCUGAUCAGAAUUUAACUACGAUGUCUUCAUGGCUCACUCAUCCAUCAAAACCCGUUCGUCAUAGAGCGAGAGAAGAUCAUAUCAAAGCAAUGAGAUAUUCUCGAGCACCGUGGUAUAAAUCAUUGUAUAUGUAUGAAGAUGGCGAAGAUUUAUAUGAGAAAAUGGACGAAAUGGAUGAGUUUGAUCGAAAUGAUAUUUUAAAUAAUCCGUACAGAUACGACUAUGAAAAACGUAAAUUUGUACAAUUUAAUACACCCCGUUCGCAAAUACAACGAAUACAACGGAUAAAAAACAAUUAA
Molecule: messenger RNA, 1833 nt
Organism: Didymodactylos carnosus
Lineage: Eukaryota; Metazoa; Rotifera; Eurotatoria; Philodinida; Philodinidae
Source: the annotation of a GenBank genome assembly